Paramormyrops kingsleyae is the source of this 2262-nucleotide messenger RNA. RefSeq names its product dynein, cytoplasmic 1, light intermediate chain 1 (gene dync1li1). The record is from RefSeq and is a predicted model, not a curated record. Gene Ontology annotation, biological process: microtubule cytoskeleton organization; microtubule-based movement. Gene Ontology annotation, molecular function: dynein heavy chain binding. Gene Ontology annotation, cellular component: centrosome; cytoplasmic dynein complex. NCBI's taxonomy places the organism in Eukaryota, Metazoa, Chordata, Actinopteri, Osteoglossiformes, Mormyridae.
CCCCCGGAUGGGCGUCGCAAGCCUGCGAAGAUGGCCGCGUCGGGCAGGGCUGCCUCGGCAUCCACCGGCUCAAGCCUGGAGCGCGGCGCCCCCGGGGCGCAGAACGGCGCCGACGACGAUGGCCAAAAUUUAUGGUCUUCGAUUCUCAGCGAGGUGUCCAUGCAUUCCCGCUCCAAGCUGCCGUCCGGGAAGAGUGUCCUCGUCAUGGGUGAGGUUGGGGCUGGUAAAACUACACUGGUCGCCAAACUCCAAGGAAUAGAGGAGUAUCUGAAAGGGAGGGGACUGGAAUACCUUUAUUUCAAUGUUCACGACGACGACAUUGAUGACGAUACCAGGUGUAACGCAUGGGUGUUGGACGGCGACCUGUACCACAAGGGCCUCCAGAAGUUUGCAGUAUCCCAGGACAACCUGGCGGACACCAUCGUUCUGCUGGUGGUGGACAUGUCCCGGCCCUGGGGCGCCCUGGACUCGCUGCAGAAGUGGGCUGGCGUGGUGCGCGAGCACGUCGACAGGCUGAGGGUGCCCCCGGAGGACAUGAGGGACAUGGAACAGAAAAUGGUGCGGCACUUUCAGGAGUACACUGAACCAGGGACCGGUUCCCCUCAGAGGAAGACUCCCCUGCUGCCAGACGCCGAUGAGGAGAGUGUGGUUUUGCCCCUGGGUGAGAGAACACUGACGCACAACCUUGGUGUUCCGGUGGUGGUGGUGUGUGCGAAGUGUGACGCCGUCAGCACGCUGGAGAAAGACCACGACUACAGGGACGAGCACUUUGACUUCAUCCAGUCGCACAUCCGCAGAUUCUGCUUGCAAUACGGCGCCGCCCUGGUGUACACCUCAAUGAAGGACAACAAGAACCUGGACGUGCUGUAUAAGUACCUUGUCCACAGACUCUAUGGGUUUCCCUUCAUUGUUCCAGCUCAUGUUGUGGAAAAGGAUGCAGUCUUUAUCCCAGCAGGAUGGGACAACGAAAAAAAAAUUGCAAUCCUGCAUGAAAACUUCCAGACGAUAAAAGCAGAAGACAGCUUCGAGGACGUGAUUGUGAAGCCGCCCGUGAGAAAGUUUGUGCAUGAGAAGGAGAUUUCAGCGGAAGAUGACCAGGUGUUUCUGAUGAAGCUGCAGGGGCUGAUCGCGAAGCAGCCCACGGUGGCGGCUGGACGGCCUGUGGAAGCGUCUGGCAGAGCCCCCAGCGGGUCACCUCGGACGACCAACCGCUCGGCAGCGUCGAACGUGGCCAACGCGAUGCCCAUGCAGCCAGGUGGCCAGACAAGCGAAGGGGUCCUGGCCAACUUUUUCAACAGCCUGCUGACUAAGAAAGCUGGUGCCCCUGGACCGGGGGGCAGUCCCGCGGGGGGAGGGGGCGGCACGCCCACACAAGUCCGGAAGUCAGGGUCUAAGCUGGGCUUGACGGAUGUGCAGGCUGAACUGGACCGAAUUGCCAGCAAGUCAGAACCAGAGGCGCUGUCACCCACUGCUGCAGAGCCCACUGCUGAAAAUGAGGAGUCCUAAGGUUGGGGUGGGGCAGGGCAGCCAAGCAGUGCACCCCCCCCAUGAAAAUACCUCCCCUUACUUUCGUUUCCAUCUCCGUCUUCUCCCUCUUCUAUUAGACACAUUGUCGGCGACUCUGCCAUGUACACUAACGCCGGCAGCAGGUGGUGCAUGCUGGAUGUUUCUCUUGAUGUUGUGUCUGGAGAUGAAAUCUGGAAAGACAGGGGACACUGGCAGAGAGAUCCUGGGGGCAGUAUCUCUUUAGAUUAACAGUUAAACGUUUGUAGAUACAAAAGAAGUCUUGCGAAAGACCCUGGCUAUUAAUAACACCGUAUAUGCAAGGAAUGGAGGGCACUAAACUCUUAGUGGUAAAACUUAGCUUGAUCCAGCUGCACUCAAAAUGCAUGUCCCGAUUACCAAAGGCGAGAAAAAAAAAGCAACGUGACACAGAUAGGGAAUUUUUAAAGGGGUUUCUACCCUCGCCUUGGCCGGUGUGAUAACGGAAGAAAGUGUGCAAUAAAGCUACGUUAAACGGCAGGAUCGCCUCGACAAAUAAGUGUUGUUUUUUUGUGUCCAGUUUGUCGUGAGGAGUCUCGAUUAUCUGAACAUACGAUGCAACGAAACGGAUAGUGAAAGAGCCUUGCUUCGUCUGAAAAAUGUACAUAUAUGUUAUAUUUCACUAUAACGUGAUUGGUCCAUUUUUUCCAGAUAUUGUAGUGAUAUUUCACCUGGUUGGUAUCCAUAAGAAAAACGAAAUAAAAUUGUAUUUAUUCUGUA